Messenger RNA from Chara braunii, 2953 nucleotides. NCBI's taxonomy places the organism in Eukaryota, Viridiplantae, Streptophyta, Charophyceae, Charales, Characeae. The record is from the annotation of a GenBank genome assembly.
CGCGAAAUGAAAUCCGACCGUCGACUUGCGUCGGCUUUCACGAUCACAACGAUGGAUGUAACAGCACUCUCACUGAAGUUGGAGGUCAUGAGUUGGAAUCCUGUUGUAGCAUGCUGAAUUCUCUCGAUGCAGCAGCGGCGGAGGGGGUGGGCGAAGGCAGGGGUGAAGGGGAGAUCACCGACGAGUCGCAAUGGAAAGAGAACCCGAUCCCGACGCUGGAUAAAAUAACAACCUUUGGACUGCUAGAGGAUAUGAGUUCGGAUCCUGUAGAACGAUGAAGAAGAUCCGAUCGUUAGCGGAAGGAUAUCCUAAUCGCGUAUUGGCAGCAGCGAUGGCGGCGGCGGCUUCGGUUUCCAUCGUCGCGGUGCCGUCGGCGGCUUUUGUUCGCCGCGUCGCCGCUAUCUUCGCUGCCUGCCCGGGAGAGGACUAUCGGGAUGUACAGACGGGGCGGGACCCGGAUCGCAACAAGAAUUGUGCUUUGUUCUGUUUGAAGUGCGUCGGCAGAGGAAUAUCGGGAUGUAUAGACGGGUCGGGACCGGGAUCGCAACGAGAGUUGGGAUUUGUUCUGUUUGAAGUGCGUCGGCAGAGGAUUAUCGGGAUGUAUAGACGGGUCGGGACCGGAUCGCAACGAGACUCGGAGUUGGAAUUUGUUCUGUUUGAAGUGCGUCGGCAGAGGAUUAUCGGGAUGUUUAGACGGGUCGGGACCCGGAUCGCAACAAGACUCGGAGUUGGAAUUUGUUCUGUUCGAAGUGCGUCGGCAGAGGACUAUCGGGAUGUAUAGACGGGUCGGGACCGGGAUCGCAACAAGACUCGGAGUUGGAAUUUGUUCUGUUUGAAGUGCGUCGGCAGAGGAUUAUCGGGAUGUAUAGACGGGUCGGGACCGGGAUCGCAAUGUUUGAAACGGCCGCCGAACGCGCAGGCCGAUGGCCGCAACGGACAAUAUCAUGGAGACCGGUCUUCGGGACCGGGAUCGCAGGCCGAUGGAGACGGGUUGGAACCGGGAUCGCGAUGUUGUAACUGCCCUGCCCGCCCACUGACGGGGCGCAUAGACCGGUCGUUGUGAACCCGAGUGGUCGAGGUCGUUGCAGGCGGUCGUUGUGCCGCGACCGGCAGGUCCGAAGUUGAAGGUAGGUCUUCGGAAGGGACGUUAGAUCAGAUGUGCGCUUAAUUAACCGAACGUAGGGGCGAAAAAAAAAAAAAAAAGAAGCGGGAGGAAGAAGAAGAAAAGCAAAUCAGGGGAGACAUGAAGCUCGGUCUCCCAGUCGGCUGACAGAGCGAGCUAUUACAGUAUUACCUGGGGUAGGAAACAGAUUACGCUAUUUUCUGCUACCACCGUACUCUGUUUCUUUUGCGAAGAGGGAAAAGCACGAGCCAGGGGGCAGGGGGUUACUGCUUAUCAAUCAUUUUAUUUGACUGGUUAAGGGAUUGGAUUUUUUUUUAUUUUAUUUUUUUGGAAGGGGGUUGGAUUUGAUUGGACUAUCGAGAUGAAAGGAGGAAUCAUUUGGAUUGGAUUGAAUCAGAUCGAAGAAAGAAUCGAGUGGAUUGUCUAGCAUUGCAUUGCAUUGCAUUGGAUUCGACCGAAGCAUUACGUAAUUGGGAAUUUUGCAUUUCGAAUUGAUCUUGGAUCGAAGAAUCAGUUGUAGAUUGGAUGCAAUCCGAUCGUAUCGAAUGAAAGAGUGAAAAUUUGGGUAUUGUUCGUUAUUGGCACGGUGGCACCCGAUGAUUGGUGGGGUCAGGAUCGGGAUUGGAAUGUGGAUGAAAGAGUCCAAUUGGAUAUAAUCAUCUUGUUGUUCAUCAAACCGCUUGUUGUGGAUUGGAUGGAAUCGGAUUGUAUCGACUGGAAGAGUGAAAUUUGGGUAUUCAAGUUGUUCGUUACUGGGGUCGGGAUCGGGAUUGCACUGGAUGAAAGAGUCCGAAUUUGACGUUGGGAUGUGUAUUAGAUUUUGCAUUGAAAGAUUCCAACAAUUGUGCGAUAUAAUCUUGCUGUUCAUUAAGCCGCUAGUUCAACCGAAGCAGAGUGCCAGCUUGUACCGGUAUAUACGACGCGGGGCCAUGCUAAUCUUCUCUGUAUCGUUCCAAUUUUAACGGAUGUCUCGAAGGACGGGUUUGGAUUUGGAUUAGGUCGAAGAGUUGUGUGGAUAUGGUCGGCAGGCUAAGCCGCACCCCACUUUGAAAAAGGCGCCUGCGCAUUUGCAGGCUAGUGAGCCUUGGAAGGUAGCUUGGGCGACGUGGGCUCGUGUGAACUGGUUGAACUGGUUUGUUUAAUGGCAUCUCGUGAUUGGUGGGGUCGGGUUUGGAUUUGGAUUAGGUCCAAGAGUCAUGUGGAUAUGGAUUUGGGUUGGAGCCUGGGUCGGUAGCUAAAGUGGCACAGCCCACUUAACUAACGAGCCUAGCUCAGUGGGCAGUGGGUACACCCAUGAACUGUGCAAGUAAUCAUCCCACGCUCGAUUUCGGAUCAUGAUGAACCUGUUUAAAAGAAAAAAGAAAAAAAAAAACAGUCUAUCACUGCAAUAGAGGCCGGCAGGCCGGCAACAGGGACCGUUGGCGGACAAUUGCAUGACGCCCAACGUUGCCGGCCAAAGAUGUCCGUCGACAGGCCGCCAGGAACAGCAAUGGACCAGCUGAGUUUGAAAUUUGUCGUCGAGAGAGCUGCCGUCGACGCCCCGAUUCUUUCAGAUGCUCGACCUGCGAGGGACCUCGGGAGGUCCCUUGGGGAACACGUUGAAAUGCCUGUAGCCCGAGGAAUCCCCAAGGAAUACCCGAGGAAAUGUUUUCACAUUUGUUUUCCAAUUUCUUCCCCGAGGAUAAGUGGAACGAUGAAUUCCUUGGGGAUUUACGCGCCCGAAGAGUGUCUAAUGAGGCCCCAUAGAUGAAGGGUGUAUAAUUCCUAGUUAGGUAGGUAGGUAGGUAGUCGGAGGUUUAUUAUUAUUAUAGUCUUUUAAGCCAUAUUCGG